CUUCAUUGCCAUCAUCGUCAUCAAGUCGGUUUAUUUUUUGUUUUUUGUAUCGUUUUUUGUUUCACAAGAUGGUUGUUGUACAAGAUUGAUCCUCUGCGGUUGCUAAAUGAACGCCUCCGGGGAGUUGCCAGUGCGCUUUUAUUAGCGUUUUCGAUCCAGAAUGGAUCGUAACCACAGCAGCCAACAAGCGGGAGUCGAAGUGAACGAAUGGCUAAAGGCCCGACAACAGACACACACGCAGAUAGAUACAGUUGUGGUCACAAGAAUAGUGAUGCACAUCACCAAGGGAAACAAUUCAACUCUUGCAUAAACAGAUAAAGGAAUCUCUGUGAAAUCUUUAAGUGCUUAAAAACUAUUUAUAGGUAUAAGCCGGUAAUCCUAUUAUGACCACUCUAUUUCUCGAUAUCUUUUGUGUCCUUCUUAAGACCUUGAAAAGUUAGGAUACUAUUAUUUUGAUCCCCAUUGUUCAAGCACAAAUAAACGAGAGCAAAAAAAAAAAAAAAACGCAGACAGUCUUGCGUUUCGCUAAUAAUUCUUGGCUCUUGUUUCUGUUUUGAUUCGGCUCGAAUCGCGAUAAUUUGAUUUCCCCCAAGAGCAGCCCAUGCGAUUGCGAUUGCGUUGGCGGCGGCUGUUUAGGAUCAACACGCUCGAGGCGGCGGCUGCUCGGCGUUCAAUUAAAUUAAGUGCAGCGGGUUUCCUUUUUGGUUUUUUUUUUUAUUAUUAUUUUCCUUGUGGCAUGCCACACCAGCUCCGCUCAACUGAACCCAACCCAACUCAACUCAACUCAACUCAAGUGGCGAUCAUGCCACUUAGGCGACGGUCUGAAAACGAGCCCGAGAUGCCAAGAGCACAAGAUGAAGAGGGAGUAGGAGCAGACCGGGCUAGUAGACACACAACAUUCAAUUGCUUUUCCAAUCUAUUGAUCACUUGAAAGAAAUGUGUAUGUGCGCGCCCCUUUCCGUCCAUUGAUGGGCUCCGGGAAUUUAUGACUUCAUUCCCUCAACAGAUCUUUUGUUCGUGUCACCAGCAAUUUGCUGUCCUCAAUUACGAGUUACGAGUUUCCCUUUCUGGAUCUCGCCAUCUAAUGAGUUGCACACACAAGUUGUUGGGAUGCAGGGAGCCAUCGAUUCGGUUGUUUAUACUUCCCCGAUUUUCGUCAGGGGAAUCAAGAAUUAUCGAUCCGUUGAGGGUUCUGUUUUAAUUGAAGUCCCUUGGGCUUUGAAUAUUUGCAAGGGUACGAUUCGUUAAAAAAACUAUAAUAUACUUUUAAAAUAUUCGUGCAAAUUAUUAUUAUUCUAUUAAAAGUUACUUUUAUAAGGUGUAACUGAUGUCAUCAAUUGAAAUGUAGAUUUAUAGUUAUUCAUAUUUAACAAAAAACAAACCAGAACACUUAUAUGGCGUGCUUGUUGCUAACCCAAAUUGGCAUUUGUACAAUCUGAUAAAUCGAAAACAAGCCGAAAACAUUUAACGUUAGGUAAAUUUAUAAAACCCCAGCUAUAUAAACCAUAAAAAUCUGCUCAAUGUAAUUGAAUUUGAACCAAAAUGCUACCACGUUUGCUACUGCCCAUCAUUGGAGGAGUAUUAAUACUUUUGAUAGUUGAUCAAUGCAAUGGCAAGCGCAAGUGGGACUACGAACCGCUGUCCAUUGAAACCUAUACCACGGAUGAGACUAAGCUGAAGAUUGCGGCCAAAGUGGAGCGAGUCGGUAGGGGAGAAUAUGCCCUUUCUGGCAACAUUGAAUUUAAGUACACACCAGAAGAUAAUACCAUGGUUGAAGCAAUGGCCUAUCGAAGCACCUCCGGGGACGAAAAUGACUACAAGAUUAUGCCGUUUAGCAUCCCGAAACAGCCAUAUGUUGAGUUCAUGAACAGCCACUAUAAGAACGUAGUGCUACCAAAUCUGGGCGAUUGUUCCAAUCUCAUCAAGUUUGAUGGCAAAUUCGAGCCACCGUGGCCCCAGGAUACGUACGUGUUGGAAAAGUGUGUGGCAAACAGUGAUGGUUUUCCGGAUAUGGUUCCCGAGGGCUACUACAAGGUCAAUUUCACCUUGACGAAUCCCGUGGAUUGGGGAUUCAUUCUGAUUGUGAAGAUAACCACAAAACUUGUCUGAUUUCCACGUGGGCGAUCACUUAAAUAGGUAUUAUCAAAAGUACCUAUGUAUAUUCCUAUUAUAAAGCACGUAGAGAGUAGUUGACAUAAAAAGCAAUAAAUGAAGCAUCAAAGAC
Molecule: messenger RNA, 2224 nt
Organism: Drosophila melanogaster (fruit fly)
Lineage: Eukaryota; Metazoa; Arthropoda; Insecta; Diptera; Drosophilidae
Exons: 3
Coding region: 1543-2109 (188 amino acids)
Source: RefSeq, marked reviewed